Messenger RNA from Penicillium pulvis, 1341 nucleotides. RefSeq names its product Major facilitator superfamily domain general substrate transporter. The record is from RefSeq and is a predicted model, not a curated record. The transcript is spliced from 5 exons. Lineage: Eukaryota; Fungi; Ascomycota; Eurotiomycetes; Eurotiales; Aspergillaceae. Bases 1 to 1341 code for a protein of 446 amino acids. Gene Ontology annotation, biological process: transmembrane transport. Gene Ontology annotation, cellular component: membrane. Gene Ontology annotation, molecular function: transmembrane transporter activity.
AUGGCAUCAACAUGUGUAGUGCAGGAACAGACAAACGAGGCGGAUCACAUUACCCUCGAGGCGCUGCCACGGAGCGAGCAGCUUACAAUAGAUUCCUCAGAUGAUCCACCGGGCGCGUUUCCAGCUUUGGAGAAAUGGAACUCUCCACGGAUCAAUAUUUAUCGAUCUUUUUCGACAUUUUGGAGUUUUCUAGUGAUGGGUGCUAAUGAUGCUGCGUACGGUGCAUUGAUUCCAUAUCUCGAGACAUAUUAUAAUCUAAGCUACACAGUAGUGUCGCUUGUUUUCCUGUCGCCGCUAGUCGGCUAUACACUUGCUGCUUUUCUCAACCAGCGCAUCCAUACUUCUCUCGGUCGUCGUGGCCCAGCAAUCAUUGGACCGGGGUGUCACCUCCUGGCUUAUAUCAUUAACUGUGUGCAUCCGCCGUACCCUGUCCUGGUUAUCUCGUUCAUAUUUGCUGGGUUUGGAAACGGCAUUCAAGAUGCAGCAUGGAAUGCAUGGAUUGGAAAUAUGGCCAAUGCGAACGAACUUCUAGGAAUCCUUCAUGGGAUCUAUGGCGUCGGUGCUGUUUUAAGUCCAUUGGCAGCGACUUCGAUGAUUACAGAAGCCCAUUUGUCAUGGUUCUACUUCUAUUACAUCAUGGUAGGUUGUGCAGUCAUCGAAGUCGUGGCGUGCGGAAUGUGCUUCUGGAAAUCUACCGGUGCAGAAUUCCGAGCUACGAACGGACAUGCACUUGGUGAUAAUAAGGGUGGCUUGAGGAGUGCGCUUUUCCGAAAGCCUUCUGCACGAGUCACUUGGCUAUGUUCUUUGUUCUUGCUCGGCUAUGUUGGCGUCGAAGUUGCAUUGGGUGGCUGGAUCGUCACAUUUAUGAUCCGUGUUCGACAUGGCAGCGCUUUUGCCAGUGGUAUGACGGCGACCGGAUUUUGGCUGGGAAUAACCGUGGGUCGGAUUGUCUUGGGAUUUGUAACUCCGAGACUGGGCGAGAAGUUGGCGAUCGCGGGUUAUAUUAUCUCCUCGAUCGCAUUCAGCCUAGUUCUGUGGCUUGUGCCUCAAUUCUAUGCAUCAGCUGUGGCGGUUUCAAUGCAGGGCUUCUUUCUCGGUCCACUGUUCCCAGGUGCUAUCAUCAUGAUGACCAAGCUGCUUCCUCAGCACUUACAUGUCAGUUCGAUUGGUUUUGCAGCGGCCUUUGGAGGAUCUGGAGCCGCCAUCCUCCCCUUUGCGGUGGGCGCACUGGCCCAGGCCAAGGGCGUGAGUGUCCUCCAGCCGUUCAUUAUCGCUCUGUCAGGAGCAAUUUUUCUGGCCUGGCUUGGACUACCGCGGGUUUCGAAACAAAACACACAAUGA